CGGUUAGCUCCUCGCGUCCUCCGGGCCCAUCGCCACACCUUCCUCCUCUUCUGGCUUCUCCCUCCCUUCCUCUUCCACGGACACACCGGAGGAGGAGAAGGACCGACGAUCCGGUCGGGGAGGAGGCGUGGCCAGCGAUGGGUCUCCGCAGGGGUGUCGUGCUGCGCGCGGCCGUGCUCGCCGCCGUCCUCGGCUUCGCCGCCGCCGGAUUCAUCUCAAAUGACGCGCUGCUGGAGCACGGGCACGACACCACCGGGCGGAGCCUGCUGCAGGCCAAGAAAGAUUGCCCGGUGAGCUUCGAGGACGCCAACUACACGAUCAUCACGAGCCGGUGCAAGGGCCCGCUGUACCAGCCGAGCCUGUGCUGCGACGCGCUCAAGGACUUCGCGUGCCCCUACUCCACCUACAUCAACGACGUCACCACCAACUGCGCCGCCACCAUGUUCAGCUACAUCAACCUCUACGGCAAGUACCCGCCGGGCCUCUUCGCCAACACCUGCCACGAGGGCGACAAGGGCCUGUCGUGCCCGGAGGACACGCCGCAGGUGCAGCCGGGCCAGAAGGCCUCCGGCGCGGCCGCCGUCGCCGCGCCGGCUGCGGCCGUGGCGGUGGCGGUGGCGGCCGCACUGGCCGUGUCAUUGAUCAUGUCGUGCAGCUCGUGCUGAGACGAGGAAGGCUGUGGAGGUGGUGACUGUGUAACCAACCGUGUGCUUCUGUACCCUUUUUCUGCUGGAUGAAUGGGUUUGCAGUUAUAUGCAUGUGUGAAUAUCUGAAUUUCGAGAAGGGUGGUAGACAGGUAUUGCUAGUCCAACUCUUCUUGCACCUCCUGAACAUGGUAAAAUUCCUUCAAAUGAAUGAUGCAACACGCGAUGGUUACAAAGGCUGAA
Panicum virgatum (switchgrass) is the source of this 887-nucleotide messenger RNA. Its product is annotated as GPI-anchored protein LLG1-like. The record is from RefSeq and is a predicted model, not a curated record. The transcript is spliced from 3 exons. Bases 138 to 665 code for a protein of 175 amino acids. Lineage: Eukaryota; Viridiplantae; Streptophyta; Magnoliopsida; Poales; Poaceae.